Vanessa atalanta (red admiral) is the source of this 1965-nucleotide messenger RNA. RefSeq lists its product as uncharacterized. The transcript is spliced from 2 exons. The coding region runs from base 51 to 596 and encodes 181 amino acids. The record is from RefSeq and is a predicted model, not a curated record. NCBI's taxonomy places the organism in Eukaryota, Metazoa, Arthropoda, Insecta, Lepidoptera, Nymphalidae.
GCAAACCAGGCGGCCAUUUAAUUUGUUUGUUUGAAAUUUUAAACAACAAUAUGCCGAAAAAUAUAACAAGUGAAGUGCGUGAAAUAAUUUUAAAAGUUAAGGAAUUUAUGGAUGAAGAAAAACGGAUGCAAGUUCCCAUAAUACCGCUUAGUAAAGUCUACGUACGAGUAUCCGCAGCCACAGGCGUGUCUGAGCGAACUGUUUUAAACAUAGUCAAGGAAGCAAGACUAAUUGAACAAGGUUUAUUAGACCCUGAGACUUUAAAAAAGACACCCAAAAAAAGGGUACGCACAAAGGGUAAAAUUGAAGUUGAUGAGUAUGAUUUGCAAGUAAUACGACGCAAAAUUCAUGAGUUUUAUGCAUUUAAAAAGGAAGUGCCGACAAUAAACAAGCUGUUACAAAUCUUAAAAGAUGAAAUCAACUUCAAAGGUUCAAGAGAAACAUUAAGAAAGAUACUCCGUAAAAAUGGCUUUCAGUUCCGGAAAACGAAAAAUAACAAGGAAAAAGAUCAAGUACCAGAAUCAACUUCCUCUGUCCCUCCGAUGGUACCGCCAUAUAUUCACUCCAUGUUUAGUCAUAAGAAUCUCCAAUCAUAAACUAAUUUAUUGAUCUCAGAACUGAAAUACAAUCUGAAUCUUUAUAUAAUAAAAUGUAUUAUAUUGUUUAAUGUAUAAUGGACUUCUGACAUAAAUGUCACCUGAAAUAAUGGUAUGAAGUUGAAUGUUGUGACUAAAAUUCUUUAAUGAUAAUUAGCUCAUAAGUAAUAAUAUUUAUGUUUAUGAAUCUUCACUAAACUCUAAUAUCUCAUGCUAUCAUUAUAUGCUCUAGUUCUUUGUUAUAUUUGUAAAAAUAAUCAAUAUAAUGUUUAGUCUACAGUUUUUUAGUAUAAUUUAAUAUUAUUAACAUUUAGGAUAUAUUAAUUAGAAUAGAAAGUAUUUUAUAAUUAUUGUACUUUUAAAUAUAAGGAGAACUUUUGGUUUUAAUGAACCAUACUUUCUCUUCUUGAGAUUACUUGAAACAAAGCAUCUGGAUGUAAUUGGUACAAAUCUACAAAUGCCUGUAUUUUUUCAAAUACUCAACACGUGAUAUUAAUAAUUGUGACUCAAUAUAGAAAAUAUAUUUUAUAACUUACUUUUGAUUAGGGUGAUAGUGAACAAUAUAAUGCUUUGUUUGUGUUAAACUGAUUAAACACUGAACAACAUUUACACAUAAAAGACUUAAGUUUUUUUAAUUAUUAUUUUUAUUGUAUGUUCUUAUGUACUUAUUUGAAAUGUAAUAUUCUGACUGACUGUCACAAUUUACAUAUACAGCUUCAACUACAUGACCUUAAAAUUUGGUGGAGACAUUUGUUUCAUGCAAAGUACUAAAGGGAUUCUUGCGAUUUUACAAAGUCUUUAUUCAAUGAGGGUUGCUGCAUUCCGUUAAUCUUAAUUUUGUUAAGGCUGUAAUCAAUUAUUUUUAUCAAACCAAUAUAAAAAUAAUAUAUUGUCAAACAUUCAUACAUUUUUAUCAUUAGUCAAAUGCGGCAUACUAAAUUAAACCAUGUUAUCAGUUUUCAUAACAAGAUUAUCACAAUUGAUAUUGAAACAACUACUAUAACAGCAAAUUUCUUUUGAAUAAGUUUUUAUUAUUAAAAAAUUUGCUUAUUGUGUAUAUAUAAUAAACAAAAUAUAUCAGUAAGUUACUAAGACUUCUAGGUGAUAUUUAUAAAUAUGAUGUGAUAUCUAUAGAAUUUGUUUUUUUAGAUACCUUGGUAUUAAACUCACAAUAAAUACUCGAAAACCAAUAUAUUGAGAACUGAAAACAGUCUAGUCUAUGCAUACGAUUACUUUAUUAUCGUGUUUAAAUGAUAUAGUUCUUUAAAAUACUGUACUGAGUCACAAUUCAAUCAUAUUCAGUGUUGAUAUUUGAAAUAAGUACAAAUAUAUUGUAGCUAUUAAUAAUAUUGUAAUGUAGUUUUAAAUU